This is a messenger RNA of Effrenium voratum, 972 nucleotides long. The record is from the annotation of a GenBank genome assembly. Lineage: Eukaryota; Dinophyceae; Suessiales; Symbiodiniaceae.
AUGUCCAAGCCCGCGGAGGACCUGCUUCAUCACUUUAAGGCCCUGCUGGAGUCGGCAAACCCGGCGCACGACGCGCAAAACCUCGACAGCUUCAGGGGCCUUGCGCGCGGACGCCGCCAGGGGCUCUUUGAGAUCAGGACCUUCAGUCACAAUGGCAAGAUGGUCAGAGGGCUCGCGGCUACAGGCAACUUCAAAGCUGGAGAGCCCAUCAUGCUGAUCCCCAAGCCCUUGCUGCUGGAGAGCGCCGUCGCUGGAGCUGCUCCCCGCUUCGCCGGCGCCAAGAAGGCGGCGGGCAAGCUGGCGCUGCUGCUGGCAGAGCGACGGGCUGAACUCCUGUCGGGACAAAGCGUGAUGCCUUCGGAGCAGCAGAAAUUCUGGCAAGAGUACUUUGCCACCCUGCCCAGCUUGCAGGAAUAUCGACGCGGCAGCCUCAUUGCCGCUCCCGAAGAGGACCUGCGGUCGCUGCAGGGGCUACCGCGGCUGGGCCGCGUGGCGGAGCGUCUGCUGGGGCCCCGCCAGCGCCUCAAAGAGGCGCUGGAUUUGUACAACGAGCGCCGGGAAAACCGCCCGAAGCUGUCCUGGGAGGAUGCGCUUUGGGGCUUUGCCGUGUCAACCACCCGGGGGGCGAAUGGCAUCAUCGUGCCCAUCUUGGACUUUAUCAACACGGCCGAGGACCCGGCGGCCAACAACGUGCACUUUGUGGAGAUGGCGAACGGCCCGGGGAAGGCCGUGUUUGUGGUUGCUGGCAACAAUCUCCAGGAGAUCCAGACCGGCGAGGAGCUGCUGGCGGACUACGGCCACCACGGGCUGCGCCUGCUGACGCAGUACGGGGUCCAAAACAACGCCUCCGGGGCCUCCGAGGACUUUAGCUCCGCGGAUUGCGCGCAGCUGCGGAGGGCGAAGCUGGACAGCGUCGCCCUGGAGCCCCUGAAGAGUUUCGUGGCGGAGCGCUGUGGAUGGUGCGAUGCCUAG